Messenger RNA from Wasmannia auropunctata (little fire ant), 2479 nucleotides. RefSeq lists its product as uncharacterized. NCBI's taxonomy places the organism in Eukaryota, Metazoa, Arthropoda, Insecta, Hymenoptera, Formicidae. Gene Ontology annotation, cellular component: extracellular region. Gene Ontology annotation, molecular function: growth factor activity; Toll binding. The record is from RefSeq and is a predicted model, not a curated record. The transcript has 8 exons. Bases 979 to 2391 code for a protein of 470 amino acids. Gene Ontology annotation, biological process: innate immune response; regulation of Toll signaling pathway; central nervous system formation.
CGUGCCCGAUACUCUUCUACUCAUGCGAGUCGCGAGAUCGAGGGACACUUCUCGCUUUAUUCCCGUUUCUUCUAUGUGUGUGUAUGUGUGUGUGUGUGUGUGUGUGUAUUCAGCUGGUUUUAAAAGACUACUCCACCUUCAGUCGCCGUUCGCCAACGCGACGGUAUCGCACCAUCGUCGCGUCGCACUGCGCCAACGAUCGUUUCCCGUCCCCGCGUGCACGCACGCGAGCGCGCGCGCGUGUAUGUGUGUCUUUCUUAACCGUUACGCCGAUUUUUCCGAUCACGACGCGCUCCAGAUCUGUUCUUCGCUCGUACGCGCGAAGUGAAAGUGGGAACGGGUCGGAUGGAUCUUUAACACAUUCUGAAUCGACUUGUCUACGUGCUCGUCGAAUUACGCAUACUUAUCGCAAUCUGAGAUGCGCGAGUGUACGGUGUACGUGCGUGACGUGAAUAUCGCAAAGUUAAUACAAAGAGUUCGUUAUUCUCCCUUCAUACAGGCAGUCCAAUUUCGUUGUAGGUAUCUCUCGCGAGAAACGCAAAGGAAAAAAUGGUAAUCUUGAUCAAUCCAUAUCCAGAUCCUUUCUCUGAUUAAUCAUGCGGCAGCAUCGGCAGUAUCAAUGAAAAGAAGACAGAUCGGACCCGCCCCUGUAAAAUAAUCUAAAUACGGUGAACGUACGAUUGACGUAACCAGGAAACGGAAAUGUUCGAUAUGAUCGCGACGAGAGUCCUUACAUCGCACGAUUUCGGUUCCCUUGUGAUAUUCGAAACCUUGGGACUUAACGCUAUCUUACAAAGCCGUCGAUGAUUUGAUCAUGAUCUCCACAACGAGGAAACGUAUCUGUUCCUACGCUGAAUUGAGUUAACUGUCGCCCGAGGUGUCACCACGAGGCCACUCGAGAGAGACUUACCGUCACAAGCGAAGGACGAAUUCGGAUUACGAAGUGUGCCCGGGAGAAUCUCUCCGAAUGCAAGAGAAAUGGCGUUGGUGAAUUUCAGUUUGCCCUAUCAGUCGGUGACGAUGGCACCGUUCCUUUACGCGGGCUCAGCCGGAGAUCAUACGACCGCCAACAGUCUCCGUUUGAACGCCGUAUUGCCGUCGGGAUCUGCGCCUGGUUACAGCGAACGGGAAAGCUUUCGUAACGAGCCCUACGCAUCACCAAUCAAGUAUCAUGAACAUCGACGUAGUCAGUCCGCGCAACAGAGGAGUCAUGAGAUUUAUACGGAACACACAUCCUUCUCGUCAACGCAGGAUACCCGCUACACUGUUUACAAUCAAGACUUCAAAAGGACGCAACCGAGGCAACAGCAACAACAACAACAACAACAACAGCAACAGAUGAGACCGCCUUCGCUCCCUUCAUCGUUUCAGCAUCAGCGUUCGCCUGAAUCCAUCAAAACUCAAAUAGAGGAACAGGAAAAUUAUCCGGAAAGACCUAUUGGUUAUACGAGAGUCAACGGCGGUAGCUCCGUCGAUCCGGGUACUAAAACUUCGGUCCACGCUGUAUUGGACUACGACGACGAUUUCGACGACUACUACGACGAUGAGGAUCAGGAUAUACCGAUGAACGCGCAUGUCACGCCUAUCCAGGGUCCAAUCUUCCUGAAGAACAACUCCGUGCCUGUAGUACCCCUGUACUCAUAUCCUCAGCUGAACAACGGAACAUUUGUACAGAUACCGAUAUUGUGGACUGCGCUCUCGGUAGCCUUGGGUGUCGAACUGAGAGGAGACUUGAUACGAGGCACACCAUGUAUCAAGAAAUAUCAUCAAUUGUUCUGUCCAACCGCUGGAAACACAUAUCCAAUAGAACGGAUAGAACGUUUUAUUGACGAAAAUAAAGCGUUGAUGAAAAGGAUGUAUGGUGAUUUUGAGAUGAAUCCAGGAUCGAGUGAACAUGGUCAUCGUACUAGAACGCGACGAAAAAGUAGAGAAGCGCGAAAGCACGAUAUCCCGGAUGGCGGGCCCAGAGAUAACUCGCAUAUAGAAAGCGAGAUUGGCGAAGAGUAUUUUAACAAGAAUAGAAAUAUUAGACAGUCCUUCGGAAAAAAUCGCAGCACAGAGAGUGGCAGAAUUGACGCGUGCGAAUCGAAAGUUGAAAUCGUGACUCCUUACUGGGCAAGCAAUAGCGCUGGAAAGAUUCGCGCCAUUGUGAAUACUCAACAUUUUGAGCAAGCGAUACAUCAGGAAGUGUGCUCGAAAACGCAAACAAAUCGAUGCAGCGGGGACUGUGGAUGCGAGCAGAAGUACAAGUGGCACAGAUUGCUCGCAUAUGACCCGGACAAUGAUUGUAAGGGUAUAUUUAUGGAUUGGUUCCUUUUCCCCUCUUGCUGCGUAUGUAGAUGCGAUCCUGUCAACAGCAGCAAGUUCUCCUCAUCUGGUAGUCGAAACUGAAGAGAUUAACAUAGAGUUUGACAAGCAAAACGUCAUGAUGUGCCAUGUAAACUCUUAUUCAUUCAUUCUUAAUGCAUUUAAUCAAUAA